UUAUGAAAGAAAAUUUAACCUACGACUCUGCCUACGAAUAUGUUUGUUGUUGAUAUUUACUUUUACAAUAAUGAAUAAGUUGUUUAGCUCUUUAAGGCUUAUUCGGGCUCAUUGCGUAAAAAGUCAGUUAGUUUUUGUAAGUCAUAACUGUAAUUUAAAUCAAAUAUCGAAGCCUGCAGUGAGAAAAACAACAGUUAAAUAUGACAAAAUUGAACCUUUAGGAUGGUUUCUUCUGAUAAUACCUUGUUCGGCAUUUGGUUUAGGAGUUUGGCAAGUACAGAGAAAAGCAUGGAAAGAGAACCUUAUACAGAAUCUAAAAACACAAACAAAUAGUGAUCCAAUUCGGUUGCCUGAUAAUUUAGAGGAACUAAGUCAGUUAGAAUACAAUCCGAUACAUGUAAGGGGCAAAUUUCUUCACGAUAAAGAAAUCUAUUUAGGUCCUCGAAGUCUUUUGUCUAAAGGAGAAGCAACUUCCCAGAGCUCCUUAAUUACUACUGGUGGCAGUAAUUCACAGGGAUAUUUGGUUGUUACUCCAUUUAAAUUGGAAGAUAGAGAUAUGACAAUUUUGGUGAAUCGAGGUUGGGUUCCUGCAAAGAAAAUAGAUCCAAAAACACGUCCAAAUGGUCAAGUUGAAGAUACUGUUGAUGUAAUAGGAGUAUUACGGUUACACGAACCUCGACCAACUUUUGUAACCAAAAAUCAGUCGGGGACUAAAUUAUAUUUUUAUCGUGAUCUUCCAACAAUGUGUGCUGCUACAGGAGCUGCGCCAGUCUUCCUAGACCAAACUGAUGAAUGUAAUGCAAAGGGCGGUCCAAUUGGUGGACAAACAAGAAUAUCUCUGAGGAAUGAACAUUUGUCCUACAUCUUGACUUGGUUCACGUUGUGUGGUGCAACAUCUUAUAUGUGGUUUAAGAAGUUUGUGGUUAAAUAAAAGUUGUUAUUAUUUGUUA
Molecule: messenger RNA, 950 nt
Organism: Sitophilus oryzae (rice weevil)
Lineage: Eukaryota; Metazoa; Arthropoda; Insecta; Coleoptera; Curculionidae
Gene: Surf1
Product: surfeit locus protein 1
Exons: 5
Coding region: 71-931 (286 amino acids)
Biological process (GO): mitochondrial respiratory chain complex IV assembly
Cellular component (GO): membrane; mitochondrion
Source: RefSeq, a predicted model, not a curated record